This is a messenger RNA of Nestor notabilis (Kea), 578 nucleotides long. Its product is annotated as monoglyceride lipase-like. Gene Ontology annotation, molecular function: lipase activity. Gene Ontology annotation, cellular component: membrane. Lineage: Eukaryota; Metazoa; Chordata; Aves; Psittaciformes; Psittacidae. The transcript has 5 exons. The record is from RefSeq and is a predicted model, not a curated record. The annotation marks the transcript as partial.
CUGCCAGAAUGCCAGAGGAAAGUUCGCCAAAGCGGAGUCCUCAAAACGUACCAUACAAGGACCUGCCCCACAUUGUCAACGCUGAUGGGCAGCAUCUCUUCUGCAGGUAUUGGAAGCCAGCAGCAACUCCCAGGGCCCUCGUGUUCAUCGCUCACGGCGCUGGGGAGCACUGCGGCCGCUAUGAUGAGUUGGCUCAGAAGCUGACAGGACUUAACUUGUUUGUUUUUGCCCAUGACCAUGUUGGCCAUGGGCAGAGCGAGGGCGAUCGUAUGGUUGUCUCAGAUUUCCACGUCUUCAUCAGAGACAGCUUGCAGCACAUUGAUCUCAUGAAGAAAGAGCACCCCGAGCUGCCCAUUCUCAUCCUGGGGCACUCCAUGGGGGGAGCCAUCUCCAUCCUGACAGCCAGUGAGAGACCCAGUGAGUUUUCAGGCAUGCUGUUAAUCUCCCCUUUAGUGGUAGCCAGCCCAGAAGUCGCCACUCCCAUCAAGGUUUUUGCAGCGAAAGUGCUCAACUUGGUUCUCCCAAACCUGUCUCUGGGAUCGAUAGAUCCAAAUGCAAUUUCCCGGAACAAGAAGGAG